AUGGUUGAGGCACAAAAGUUUAGGAUUGAGCAGGAGAUGACAAACCUUGUCAAUGAAUUGGACAAGAGUUAUUUACGGAAAAUGCAAAUAGACAAAUGCACGAUUGAAUUCGAGAAAUGCGCCGUAAAAUGUGUUGACAAGCACAUUGCAAUCAUUCCCAGUAUGAUGAAGACGAUGAAGGCAGUUUUAGCCAGCGGGAAACCUCCACCACCGAAGGCCAACUAA
Spodoptera littoralis (African cotton leafworm) is the source of this 225-nucleotide messenger RNA. NCBI's taxonomy places the organism in Eukaryota, Metazoa, Arthropoda, Insecta, Lepidoptera, Noctuidae. The record is from the annotation of a GenBank genome assembly.